AUGGCAGGCAAGAAGUCAACCACUAUCGACGACCCGAUCAUUCAGGCGUCCGAUUCAGAUUACGACUACGGUUCGACACAGAAGCGCGCCUACUUCACCGGCGACACAUUCGUGUCUGGAGGAGCUACAGAGCUGUACAAGCCUAUUCCAGAAUAUGAAGGUAUCCAUCGAUAUGACCCAACUGCCGAAUGGACAGAGAAGGAGGAGAAGAAAUUAGUCAGACGGCUAGACAAGAGAAUCUGCUCUUGGGUUUGCCUCAUGUUCUUUGCACUACAACUCGACCGUGGCAAUAUCUCACAGGCUCUGAGUGAUGGCAUGCUAGACGACCUUGGCCUUAACACCAACGAUUACAACUAUGGCAUGAUGAUCUUUUACCUCUGCUUCUUGUCUGCAGAAGUGCCAUCACAAAUGAUCUCCAAGAAGCUCGGCCCUGAUGUUUGGAUCCCGAUUCAGAUGGUAACGUGGAGUAUCAUCGGCAUCUGCCAAGGGUUUGUCCAAGACAAGCAAAGCUUUUAUGCAACUCGCGCUCUGCUGGGACUAAUUGAGGGAGGGUUCAUUCCAGAUGCCCUGCUGUACCUGUCGUACUUCUAUACCAACAAAGAGCUCCCGAUGCGCGUCGGCUUCUUCUACUGCGCUUCCAAUGGUACUUUCAUCGUCGCUGCGUUCCUCGCAUAUGGAAUUCUUCAUAUGCGCUCGGUCGGAGGCUGGGAGGGGUGGCGCUGGCUGUUUGUUCUCGAGGGUACACUGACGUUCCUCAUCGGCGUGGUAUCUUGGUUCUACCUCCCUCCUGGUCCGACACAAACAGCUAGUUGGUUCCGUGGUAAAGACGGCUGGUUCACCGAAAGAGAAGAAGUCAUCAUGGUCAACCGUGUCUUGCGCGACGAUCCAGGCAAGGGAGGCAUGCAUAAUCGUCAAGGUCUUACACUCAAGCUCCUCUGGGAUGCAUUCAUGGACUAUGACCUCUGGCCACUAUACAUGAUCAGUUGGACCAUGCUGAUUCCCACAAACCCCGUCACUGCAUAUCUUACCCUUAACCUCAAGGCUUUGGGAUUCGGCACAUUCGAGACGAAUCUGUUGACCAUUCCUGGAUAUGUUCUCUUCCUCGCGCAUUUGAUCCUUAUAUCUUGGUACUCGGAGAAGAUCAAUAACCGAAUGGCCCUUUUGCUGUACUAUUCCUUUUGGUGUUUUGUGUUGCUCUUGACUCUCGAGCUGCUUCCUGCAAAUGCCAGCCCUUGGGCAUGGUAUUCAGCGACAAUCUUGAUGAUUGGCUUCCCAUACAUUCACUCAAUCAACGUCAGUUUAACAUCGCGAAACGCUGGUUCUGUUCGCACUAGAACAGUGGGCAGUGCCAUGUACAACAUGAUAUGCCAGGCCAGCUCUGUAAUCUCAUCCCAGAUCUAUCGUGACGAUGAUAAGCCUUUGUAUCGACGGGGAAACAAGGUUCUUCUUGCACUCGUCGGCUGGAAUGUUGUGAUGACUGUUUUCAUCAAGGGAUACUACAUAUGGCGAAACAAGACGCGAGAACGCAUUUGGAGUGCCAUGCCGGAUGAAGAGAGGGAUGAGUAUCUAAGAACGACCAAAGAUGAAGGCAACAAGAGGCUGGACUUCAGGCCAAAAAACCGAGCUUCCAACACCAACAUGGAAUCUAUCUGGAACAAGUUUAGCGUCGACAGAGCUGCUAUCAUUGAAGAGGCCUUCUGGAUCGCAACGGAACGCGGCCAACAAGAGUGGUCAAACGCUGACAAAGACGUCAUGAGCCAGGCAGCUGAUGACAUUGUGCGUGCUCUUGGAGGAAAUGUCGGCUUGACAUUCGUCGAGUUUGAGGUCCUGGUUGCGUAUGCUGCUCGCACCGACCCAGAAAGACAGCUCCGAUUCCUUGACAACCUCGCCGAAGUGAUUCGGGCUUCUCGGGGCAUUGGAUCUUUAACUUACUACGAUGAACAGUUCAUGGUGUUUGUUAUGAGUAUCCACAACGACCUUAUAGAUAUUGCUCGUAGAAACGCCGGUCUGGAUGUGUCGUCAGGUCCAAAUGCCGGCAUCGCGCAGCAUGUUCUUGACGAAGAGCAGGCCCCUGUUGACUCGGUGCAUUCACCAAGUGGCGAAACUACUCGUACUUGGAAGUCUGAGUAUGAAGAGGUCAGUGGAGAAGGUAAGUACACCACUUGGGUUGUUGAAACUGUGACUGGUGAUGAAUUCUCUGGCGGUGCUUACAGCACCACGUCGACGACGUCAAGUUCUUUCACUCCAUCAAGGACCCCCAUACCUGGGAAUCGCGAUGCUCCGGUACUUGAGUCUGAUGACUCUAACCAUCACCCCGCCAAUGCUUGA
This is a messenger RNA of Fusarium tjaetaba, 2328 nucleotides long. Its product is annotated as tartrate transporter. The record is from RefSeq and is a predicted model, not a curated record. Bases 1 to 2328 code for a protein of 775 amino acids. Lineage: Eukaryota; Fungi; Ascomycota; Sordariomycetes; Hypocreales; Nectriaceae. The transcript is spliced from 7 exons. Gene Ontology annotation, molecular function: sulfate transmembrane transporter activity. Gene Ontology annotation, biological process: transmembrane transport. Gene Ontology annotation, cellular component: membrane.